AUGAGCAAAAUCUCUCCAACUAUGACUGUUGACCAUGUGGAAUGGGCCUCACGCAUGGUGCUGGGCGGACGUUUGCCGCAGCUAGAAGGCACUCCUGCGUUUCCUGCUGUGUUUUCAGCCGACGGGAAGCACCAGAUUGUGGUUUUUACUCACCAAAUCAGAGUGUAUUUUUUGGCUACUCGUCAGUGUGUUCGUUGUAUUGACAUCAAUAUUGGCCUGAUUGUGGAUAUGUGUUUGGAUCCGGGCUCGGCGUCGCAGAUAUUGCUAUUCAGUGGCCUGGGCGGUGUUUUUUCUGUCAAUUGGAAGGAAAAAGUUGCCAGUCCGGUGACGGAGGUUUUCGUGAUGAGUCCUCCACAAGGGUAUGUUUUGGCUUCUGCAAGCUGUUAUGGCGACAGGUUUGUUGGAGUGUUCCAGAGCACCAAGAAAAAGGGCCCCAGCACUGCGUUGGUGCAGACUUUUCUGAAAGAAAAUGAAGGAGAAACUAAGGUGGUAGUUGACGAUGUCACCCCGGUAUUUUCGUGGUCGUUUGACAAGUCCCAGGUUGUGUUUGUGACCACGAGCCACGAGGUCGUUCGUGUGUCGGUUUCUGGCGACUCAGAGAUGUCUGUUGAGCGAAAUUCGUUCGUCUACAAAUCGCCGGUGACGUCAGUAGCCGUGUCCAACGACGGUGUGGUGGCUCUUGGAACUGGUGCCGGACCCAUACAACUCAUCUAUGUUGGUGGAAGUGACCAGCGGCUUCUCAAAUGGCACAUAGACCUGGUCAAAACCGUAGCAUUUUCCCCAGAUAACAAGUAUCUUCUUUCCGGAGGACUUGAAAAAGUGUUGGUUCUUUGGCAUUUGGACAGCGACAACCACCAAUUUCUCCCCCGACUCAACGGCACCAUCGACAAGAUCCACAUAGAUGUCCACAAAACAGACUGUUACUCCAUGUUGCUUGGUUGUAGCGACGGAAUCCACCACGAAAUGCUCACGAUUCUGGCAGUGGACCUCGUUUCUCGUCUCACCGUCAACUCGGCACGACCCAGACUCGUUCCUGGUGUUGCCCACUCGCUUCGUCGUGCUUAUAAGAAGCUCGGAAAUCACGAUAACCUCUACCAAGUGCCUAUUCGUCAGGAUUACUCGCUGCCUGCCGCAGUUCAUCCCACCACCAACCAGGUCUAUUUCCCCUCGGGAGCCUCCAUUCAAAUCUACGACUGGGUCCGCCAGGAACAGCAGUCGCUACUCAACGCAGCAGCUGUUUUACCCACUGGUAAAGUUCGUUCAGAAACAAAACUCGUCGACCCUAAAAUUUCGCUCGUGGAUUUCUCCAACGAUGGUUCAUGGAUGGUCACUGUGGACACCGUCACACCCUCCCCAGUGGACAACCUCUUAUCCAAGAGCGACGAGUACCAUGCCCUCAAGUUCUGGAAGAACGUAGACUCCAAAAAUGACGGUUCCAAAUGGGAAUUGGCAUGUAAAAUCAUCGACCCUCACGGCCACGGAAACAAGAUUUUCACCAUCAAACCGGCACCUCUACUGAAAAACGAGCUUGCUUUCGUCUCUGCCGACGAUAAAGGUGGUGUAAGAAUAUGGCGAGUCGUGAAAAACUUGUCCAAUUCCAACCAGCAAACGGCAUGGACUCUUCACAAAAGUAGCCCAGGCGGCAUAGCGUCUUCGAGUGCGGUGGACGUCUGUUGGUCCCAAGAUUCGUCGGUGGUGUUUUUGGCACACGAGACCUCGGUAACGGUGCUCGAUGGCUACAAAUUGACCACUUUAAACCAUAUUUCGGGCAUCGCCGACUCGCCCAUAAGAGCCAUAAACGUUCUUGAAAACCAUCUUUUGGUGGUUUCGCAAACCAGAAUCGCUUCCUACGACUUGAUUCGUGGUGCCUUUUCCUUCAUAAUAAGAGCUAACUUUCCUGAAGGUGCUCGCAAUCUUGUCGCCAUAGAUUAUGAUUCUCGUCUUAUUUGCGUGGCUGCAAAUUACUAUGAAAAAUCCACCAAUACCCUCGCAAUCAAGUCCAAAUUGCUAGUGUUCAACCACAAUAAUUUGGAGCCAGUUUUCACGAAAAAUCACAACCAGGGCAUCACUUCUGUGCUCUGUGUUUCUGGAUCCUUUUUGUUCGUGGACCUCGAUGCUCGAGUGGGAAUGCUCACAUCGUCUCUGACCGAGUACCUGGAACUCAACGAAGAUAUCAAGCCAGAUGUGAACCAAAUUAUGAUCAAAGCCGAAGAAAGAGCACAGCAAGAAAUCGCCCAUAACAACGACCGAAAAACUUUUGAUAUGAAUACGUUUGCCUCGGCUUUCGAAAACGCCCACUCUCUCACUCUCGACAGUUUGUUUGACCGGGUAGUGUCGAUCACGGGAAGAUAA
This is a messenger RNA of Meyerozyma guilliermondii ATCC 6260, 2352 nucleotides long. It is a transcript of the gene NAN1, whose product is annotated as Nan1p. Gene Ontology annotation, molecular function: protein binding; RNA binding. The coding region runs from base 1 to 2352 and encodes 783 amino acids. Gene Ontology annotation, biological process: positive regulation of rRNA processing; positive regulation of transcription by RNA polymerase I. Lineage: Eukaryota; Fungi; Ascomycota; Pichiomycetes; Serinales; Debaryomycetaceae. The transcript has a single exon. The record is from RefSeq and is a predicted model, not a curated record. Gene Ontology annotation, cellular component: nucleolus.